Messenger RNA from Dentiscutata heterogama, 1801 nucleotides. Lineage: Eukaryota; Fungi; Glomeromycota; Glomeromycetes; Diversisporales; Gigasporaceae. The record is from the annotation of a GenBank genome assembly.
AUGGCGACUUUCGAAAGUCUGUGUGUCAAAAUUGAACAAGCAGUUAAUCAGUGUCUCGAUUCUCAAGAGUCACUUGAAGAAAAUAUCAAAAAAUGUCUGGUACCACUUGCAAAUGCAAACAAAGAAAUUGUUGACUUAAGAAAGGCAACUCUUGAGCAUGUUUUCAAAAAAUUAUCAGCGAGAAUUUCUACAUAUCCACCUGAUCGUCUUAUACCAGCCGCAUUUAGACUACUGAAUCUCGUACUAGGGUGUCAUGAAGCUGAGAGUUCUUUAUGUGAACAAGCUAUUACUUUGACGAUAUUGGAAGAAUUGAUGGAAACACAACCUCUUGAACCCGAAGCACCCCCGGAAGUUCGGAUGAUGAUCUACGAAAUAGCCACAACAUAUAUUUUAUUAACCAUUAACCCUUGCAUUCCAUUAUCAAUAAUUGGAUCUAUUGACUAUUCGUUCUACAAGAAUUUGAUACCAACACAAGGAAAGGGUCUGAUCCUAUUAAGACUUUCGAACGAACUAAUACGUAGAGCAUCCAAGUCAAAUCAUAAUGCAUUCCGUGGCAGAAUAUUAAUAUUUUUGUCGAAUACCUACGCACUCGGUGUCAACAAAGGGGGUGAAUGUAAUGUUGAUAAUGUUACGCAUUAUAGUGCAUCACAAAAUGGAGAAGAAGCCGCAUUUUAUAACAUUUUUUGGGGUCUUCAAGCUUAUUUUAGCAAUCCCCCAAAAUUGUUUAAAGACAAUAAUUUAGAAGUUGUUCUUAAUAAUAUUGGCAUCGUUUUAAACAGGUUUGCCGAUAUCAUUGCCCGUGAGAAACUCAAGACUGCUGAAGAGAAUUUAGGGGGAAAUCGAAAUAAUGAUUUUGAAUUUGGGCUUCCGUCUCCUCCAAGUGAUGAUGGAUGUGGAAAAAAAAGAAAAUUUAUAGAAACUGAUGAGGAUGAGUCAAUAACUUUUGCUAAGGAUUACGUUAAAUAUUUCCCUAAAUAUUUAUCGAGUUUCGCAUUAUUCGAUAAGGAGAUAUCCGAUCCAAACUUCCGAAGAAUUGUAUUAGUGCAAAUUCUUAUUAUAAUGCAAUAUCUCACAGGAUUUUUCCCUGAGGAACAGGCCCGUAUCAACAAAGCGAAAGCACCCCACGAUGCUGCAGCAGUUCAAUUACCUACUUAUACUAUCAUGGAACCACAACAACAUAUGAUCCAAGAAAUAUGGAAUAAAGUCAUUGGACAACUUGAAGAAACAACACCCAAUGGAAAAAAUUUUGUUCGUACAAUACUACAUAUACUUAACAUGGAAAAGCGAUGGAAUUAUUGGAAGUUUGCUGAUAAUUGUUCUUUUGGAUCUGAGAAAGUGAUGAAGGAUAGAGCCGAAAGAGCACGUGAAGAUUUUGCCGAAGCUUUGAAGAGAAAGGCCAAGAUGAGUAAGCCUAUGGAACCUCUCGAAAAUAAAACGGGUGCAAACAAACUUUCUGAAUUUUGGUCGAGAAAUGAUAAUGAUGAAGAAUUCAUGGCAGAUACUUCCCGUAAGAUAGUAGCGCCAGAUUUUCUUACUGUAUAUGAACGAAUAAAGCAGGAUGGAUAUCCACCAGAAAUAGGGUUUAUCUUGGAUCCAUCAGAUACUGUGGAAGAAAAGGAACUAAAAGAAAAAUGCUGGGUAAACAAAUGGUUUGCUUUGAGAACUGCCAGGCAUCAUUAUUUACUUCAUUUUAACAAACCGGUUAAAAAAGAUGCGAAACUUAAAAAUGCAAAGGAAGAUGAAGAAAAGAAAGAUGACGUAGAAGCUUUGAAGAUGUUGAUUGACGAAAAUCCUACAUGCA